Messenger RNA from Rotaria sp. Silwood2, 714 nucleotides. Lineage: Eukaryota; Metazoa; Rotifera; Eurotatoria; Philodinida; Philodinidae. The record is from the annotation of a GenBank genome assembly.
AUGACACUAAAAAUAAUUGGCGCUGGCUUCGGACGUACUGGCACGGAAAGUACGAAAACUGCACUCGAUUUACUCGGUUUCAACUGUUAUCACAUGAUCGAAGUAAUCAAAAGAGGUCGCACGUCAAUACCACUGUGGAUAAAAGCUGCUGAUGAUCCAUCCUUAGCUGAAUGGGAACGAAUAUUCGAUGGAUAUGACGCCACAGUGGAUUGGCCAGGUGCUUAUUUCUGGAGAACUUUGAUUGAAUAUUAUCCGGAUGCUAAAGUCAUUUUGAAUGCUCGCGAUGCUGACAAAUGGUAUGACAGUGUUAACAAUACUUUGUACAAAUUUAGUAGAAGUUUCAUAUUAAAAAUCGCAGCAAAACUGAAUCCAAAUUUGUGGUACAUGGGUAAACUUACAAAUAACAUUAUAUGGAGUGGAACAUUCGAGAAUCGAUUUCCAGAUAAAUCAUAUGCCAUCGAAAAAUACAACUCGCAUAAUGACGAAGUCAAACGUAUUGUUCCGAAGGAUCGGUUACUUGUAUUUGAUGUCAAACAAGGGUGGGCGCCAUUAUGUAGAUUUCUAAACCUUCCCGUUCCUGAUAUACCGUUUCCGAAUGUCAAUGACAGAAAAAGUCUGGAAAAGAGAAUCGCAGGCAUGAAGAAAGUAGCCUAUGUGCUAUUUACAUUAAUAGCAGUGAUCCUCGCAACUAUAGUCUUGCACUAUUUUCAUUAA